Aphanomyces invadans is the source of this 3705-nucleotide messenger RNA. RefSeq lists its product as hypothetical. The coding region runs from base 28 to 2913 and encodes 961 amino acids. The record is from RefSeq and is a predicted model, not a curated record. Lineage: Eukaryota; Oomycota; Saprolegniomycetes; Saprolegniales; Verrucalvaceae. The transcript is spliced from 16 exons.
CAGGAAAGGACAUUGUGGCUGCCGAGGAUGUGGCGACGAUUGCUGCACGCGCGAGGAUGGAGUGACGAUGGAAGCAUCGUGGAUGAACAUGUCUCUGAACAGACGCCUCGGAGCAUGGCAGUUCAGCGUCAUCGUAUUCUCAGCCGGGAAGCUCACCUGUGGACGUUGUUCAAGUCAUGGCGAUUCAGUGUUGUGCGGAAGAAAGACAAGCGCGAUCACCAUCGCAUGUCGGAAAAAGAGCGGGACUUCAAGUUCAUCUACGAGGAGUCACUGCUCCUCCAUGAUCUCUUGAUCACCACGGACGACAGCAUUGCCGAUCAUCGAAUGGACUUUGUGCAGUACAUCUAUAACGCUAUUCAGGAGCACGACGCUGCAAUUGUCACACGACUCGAUCGCCAGGGUCGCACCGUGUUGCAUUAUGCCGUGCUCCGAAAUUGGGACGUCGACGACGUUGCGUGGGCCGUAAGCAUCUACCCUGGUGCGGUAGACGUGCAAGAUUGCGACGGGUUUUCGCCAUUGACGUAUGCGACCCUGUACGGCCGUCGCGACGAAUCGAUCCUCCAAAUCGCGGUACCGCUUAUGCGUCAGGUCCAAGCUAAGGCCACUCGCAUGAUGGAAGAUAGAAACUAUGAAGGAAGCAAGCGCGUGUUCGUCAAGGCAAGUCGAGACUUUUUGUCAGGCGUGCCGCACUUUGAUCAAGCUUUCGUCGAAGAAACGGCCGUCACCCUCGACGCCACAACUGCGUCUGAGCAAAUUGACGCCAUGUGGAUAGAGUUUCUUGCUGUGUGGGGUCAUUUUGACCCACCGGAAAUCGUGGUGGAUUUGCCGGCCAAGUGGCGCGUCACGUUAGGCACCCGCGUAGUCUACACGAUUGAGGUCAAAGGCGAGCCGCUGACGUACCAGUGGUUCUGCGACGGAAGGCCGUUGGAAGGAUUCACAACAGACACGCUUGACGUCACGGGCAGUGCCGUGGCGGAAGAUGCAGGCGCUUACUUUUGUCGGCUCACCAACUGGCGAGGCUCCGUCGACUCGACUACAUCCGUGCUCAUCGUCCUGGACGAUACAGUUGUUGUGGACCCAUCUACCCGAUACUAUCGCACCCUUCCACUGCACCCUCAGGACGUUUUGUUCAACGUAAAUGCGGCCGUCGGAGGCGUGCUUGACGUCAACCACGUGCAAUUGUUUAUCCCACCACGAAGCUUUGAAGUAUGGGACUUGUUUGACGCCAACCUGGCCGACACAAGAGGCAUGGACGUCGUGAUUCGAACGGAGCUGGAGCCUGUGCUGCCACCAAUUCCAUCACUGGGCGACGGCAAUCAAGUAGGCGGUUGGCAGGUUGUGAGUCCUCUUGUGGUUGUGACGCCUCACCCCCUCGAUCCAUUUCAAAUCCCGUGGACUCUUCGACUGCCCCACCACGCAGCACAAAUCCAGACGACCAAUUCGGACAACCAAGAAUUUUCGUCGCACGUGACGGUUUUGCAGUGCAUCAAGGACGUCGACAGCGUUCAAACUUUGCACGUCAUCCCGCCACGGCAACUCCGGGUCCAUCCGACUCAUGUGGAUAUCGACUUGGUGGCGCUUGGGACGUUUGUUGUUGUCCAGAAAGAGUCGCGGCCUGUUCGGAUGUCUGUGGUCAUGUUUGCCAGAUCGGACCAGUUGACCGUCGACACGAGUCACGUCCAGUUGGUCGUGUGGAGCUGCCCAACACGGCAAGACUGCCUGGAUCUCGUCAUGGCAUCUAGUUUGUCGCUUGAUGGCCCGGACAACCCCUUGUUGCACGUUGGCACAUUUCCAAUUGUCCUUCCGGCGUCGUCUGCAGCCAUUGUCAACGUGGUUUCAGCAUCAGGCGACGUGCUGCUUGAAAUGAUGCUUUGUGGCAAAACUCCUCGUCGUCACGGUGGUGUCGUCGUUCCGUUGGGGGACACGAUGCCGUGGACAUCACGGGGAAUAGCCAUGGCCUGCCCCCACCUUGUCCUUUGCGUGAUGAACGGUGGUUCGUACAAUGUGGACUUGGUCGUUCCAUUGAAAUGCCACGCAAACCGACCCGUGGCAGGGGCGAAAGUCCUCCAGCAUACGCCCAACGGUGUUGACGUUGCGUGGGCCGUUAAGUCAGCAACAUGCAAGGCGAACCCUCCGCCGUACUUUGUCGUGGAAAUGGCAGCGUUUUCCGAUACGUUCUGGCGUCGAUACAACGCGAUUUGGUGGUUUGAACGAGCCAAUGUGUCAGUCGUGCAUCGCAUGUACAAGGUAGCUCACAUGGGCGCCCAUGCCACUCAAAUCCACAUCGCCACCGAUGUGCACGCUGCGUCCCUGCGCAUAGCUGUAUGCAAUCUCGAUUCAUUCGGCGAGUACUCGGGCAACGUCCUUGUCACGCCAGAAUCCGUGGAAGUCGACUACGACGACGAGGGCGAUGUCACAAGCUUGAGCGAGCAACGAGAAAAACGCAACGAGGAUUUUGUCACAUUAAACGGGCUAUCGCAGACGUGGCAUGACAGCCAUCAGCACGUGUUUGAUGUCGCAGCGCAAGUUUACUCGUCGCCUUCACUUUUCCGCGCCUUGUACGGCAUUCCUUUGACCAGGGACGCGAUCGUUGCCAUGCUCGAAUCCAAGAAGCAGUCGCAUCGAGCAGCACAUGAAGACAUUUCGCUGCUUCUUGUGGGCCUCGACGCUCUCGCGACUGCAGCAGCGUCGACCGUGCAUUUUCACCGGUCUGUAUGCAUGCACUUUUGCAAAUGCUUGUCCCUCGCAGCUCGCGUGACUCCUGCGCUCGAUCUCGACCACUCCGCCGCCGCCCACGGUGUUGUACGAGCAAUGCACCACGCUGUCCAAGCAAUGUUUCAGUUAUUGCAGACGGUUGCUGCACCGGGGUGGUUUGGCAGGUGUGGUGUAGUCGACUUGAAUCGCGAGUGCUAACGAUGGCCUCUGGCUCAGGUUCCUCGUAGCCAGCUCGAUGGCUCUGCAGAGCUCCUUCGUCGACGUGCUUGAGGCGCUGGUCAUGAAAUGUCGGGACCACCCAGUGUUUGAUCGCGACCUGGGGCACGGCUUGUUGCUGCAUUGGGAAAACCAGCGACACCACGGCGUAGCUGCGGCAGUAAUGGAUGGGGACGAGUUGAAACAGCUUCACGCAUGGAGUGUGGCUCUGCACGCCCGACAGGACCAAGCGUUGUCGCUGGCGUACUUCACCAAGAGCUUCCAUGCGGAUAUGCUGGACGAAAUCACACAGGACCGAGUGGCGCAAGCCCACGUCGAUGUUGAGAAACACAACACGCUGAAGACGCGAUUGAUUUAUGUAUCGCCACGGCCGGAUGAGGUUGUCACGAACGCCGCAACUGUUGAAGUGCGUUUCGACGGAACCGUCGUCGACGUGGACUGUCUGCGCUUCAUCACGGUCAAGAACGCGUCCCUGAAGGUUCGUGUGAACGGGAACGUCGCAUACGACAAAGUAACGAGGACUGCGGUGUUUGUACCGACGGUGGCGCUCGAAGCAAGGUCGACCUUCAAAGUCAAGCUCCGCGCAGAUGCCGUGACGACAUGGUAUGGUCCAACGUCGACCACAAUGAAGCACUCGUUCACAACCAAGCCAAUGUGACGCAUAACAAGAACAUAACAACUCCAUUGUUUUUCCUUUCCCUCUGUCCACAUGCAGCCAUCGCCAUGUCAAUGGCGCACACACACACACAGAUGUCGAUUCUCCCAUGACGUCCA